Molecule: messenger RNA, 1300 nt
Organism: Macroventuria anomochaeta
Lineage: Eukaryota; Fungi; Ascomycota; Dothideomycetes; Pleosporales; Didymellaceae
Product: G protein alpha subunit
Exons: 3
Coding region: 157-1215 (352 amino acids)
Biological process (GO): G protein-coupled receptor signaling pathway
Cellular component (GO): heterotrimeric G-protein complex
Molecular function (GO): G protein-coupled receptor binding; GTPase activity; G-protein beta/gamma-subunit complex binding
Source: RefSeq, a predicted model, not a curated record
CACCCACGCCCGCUCUCACCUCAAUGCGCGCUGUUGGACACGCUCGUUAACAGCACCACCCAGAUUUCCGCAUUGGCCGGCCUCUCGACGGAACAUCGCUAGUACCUUCACCCUAAUUAACGCCACCACCCCCGACCACCGCCCACACUCGCCAUCAUGGGUUGCGGCAUGAGCACAGAGGAGAAGGAGGGGAAGCAGAGGAACGAGGAGAUUGAGAACCAGCUCAAGCGCGACAAGAUGAUGCAGCGCAACGAGAUCAAGAUGCUGCUGCUCGGUGCUGGUGAAUCCGGCAAGUCGACGAUUCUCAAGCAGAUGAAGCUCAUCCACGAGGGCGGCUACUCCCGCGAUGAGCGCGAGUCGUUCAAGGAGAUCAUCUUCAGCAACACGGUCCAGUCGAUGCGCGUCAUCCUCGAGGCCAUGGAGUCGCUGGAGCUGCCGCUCGACGACCAGCGCGCCGAGUACCACGUCCAGACCAUCUUCAUGCAGCCCGCACAGAUCGAGGGCGACAGUCUGCCCCCUGAGGUCGGCAACGCCAUCUCGGUUCUGUGGAAGGACGCCGGCGUGCAGCAGUGCUUCCAGCGCUCGCGCGAGUACCAGCUCAACGACUCGGCCAAAUACUACUUCGACUCAAUUGACCGCAUCGCUGCCCCCGACUACAUCCCCAACGACCAGGAUGUCCUCCGAUCGCGUGUCAAGACAACUGGUAUCACCGAGACCACCUUCAUCAUCGGCGACCUGACCUACCGCAUGUUCGACGUCGGCGGUCAACGAUCCGAGCGAAAGAAGUGGAUCCACUGCUUCGAGAACGUCACCACGAUUCUCUUCCUGGUCGCCAUCUCCGAGUACGACCAGCUGCUGUUCGAAGACGAGACCGUCAACCGUAUGCAAGAAGCCCUCACAUUGUUCGACUCCAUCUGCAACUCGAGGUGGUUCGUCAAGACAUCGAUCAUCCUGUUCUUGAACAAGAUCGACAGGUUCAAGGAGAAGCUGCCCGUUAGCCCCAUGAAGAACUACUUCCCCGACUACGAGGGCGGCCCAGACUACGCCGCCGCCUGUGACUACAUCCUCAACCGAUUCGUCUCGCUCAACCAGCACGAGACAAAGCAAAUCUACACCCACUUCACCUGCGCGACAGACACAAUGCAGAUCCGUUUCGUCAUGGCUGCAGUAAACGGUAUGUCUUGCCAAUCAGUCAUUGUCAAUCCAAUCAACUAACAUGUCACAGAUAUCAUUAUCCAAGAGAACCUCCGGUUGUGCGGUCUGAUAUAAUGCAACGAAUUGCUGCGGGAGCAAACAAAAC